This is a messenger RNA of Sorghum bicolor (sorghum), 1613 nucleotides long. Its product is annotated as probable WRKY transcription factor 64. The transcript has 3 exons. Lineage: Eukaryota; Viridiplantae; Streptophyta; Magnoliopsida; Poales; Poaceae. Gene Ontology annotation, molecular function: sequence-specific DNA binding; DNA-binding transcription factor activity. Gene Ontology annotation, biological process: regulation of DNA-templated transcription. Bases 192 to 1193 code for a protein of 333 amino acids. The record is from RefSeq and is a predicted model, not a curated record.
CCCAACCCCUCCACCAAAACUGCCAUAGCCUACCUUUGCCAAGCUUGCUUUUUCUACUCCGAGAUCGGAUUAUUCCUUACCAACAAACAAAACUAACACGGAUAACUCGCACAGUCCGGCUUCUGCUGCUAGCUGCUGCACAACGGACUCUCACAGCUAGCUAGCCCGGCGGCCGGCCGGCUCUCGCAGCCAUGCAGACGCAGUCCCGCCUCGGCGGCAGCGGCAGCAGCAGCUCGGCGUCGGAGGACGAGCACGAGGCGGUGAUCCGCGAGCUGACGCGGGGCCACGAGCUGACGGCGCAGCUGCGGGCGGAGGCCCUGCGCGCGCUGCGCGGGCAGGGCCAGGCCGAGGCCACCGCCGCAUUCAUCCUGCAGGAGGUGUCCCGCGCCUUCACCGUCUGCCUCUCCAUCAUGAGCUCGCCCGCCCGCGCCCCGCCGUCGACGUCCCAACCUCCGCCGCCGACGAUGGAAAUAAUGGCGCCCGCCCUGCUGGCGCCGCCGCGCCGGAGCCGGGACGACAGCAUGCCAAGAGAGCAAAGGAGGACAUCCUCGCCGCACUGCGAUGGGUACCAGUGGAGGAAGUACGGCCAGAAGAGGAUCACCAAGACGCAGUUCCCGAGGUGCUACUUCAAGUGCAGCUUCCACCGCGAGCGCAACUGCCGGGCCACCAAGCAGGUGCAGCAGUGCAGCAACGACGACCCGCCCCAGUACGUCGUCAUCUACUUCAACGAGCACACGUGCGACGACACGGCGGCCUGGGAUCCUACUCCCACGGUGCCGCUGGACGACCUGUCAUCCGGGCUGCUGGUGGCACGCCAGGCCGGCUCGCUGCUGCUGGACGAACGCGGCGUCCAGGAGGAGCACGAGCGCCGGCUGCUCGUCUCGUCGCUCGCCUGCGUGCUGGGGGCCCAGCAGCAGCAGUCUCCUGCCGGCAGCGGAACCACCGCCGCCGUUAACGUGGGGCAUGAGCAGGACCAGGAGCCGCCGCCGCCGCGGGCCCGCACGCGCGACGACGCGCCUGCGCCUGCGCCUGCGCCUGCGCCUGCGGGCGUUGACGACGACGCGCCCGGUGAGAUGCCGCGCAGCAUCAUUGACGUGGACGUGGCGGGGCUGGAUGUCAUGGACUACUAUGUGACGGACGCGCUGUGUUUCCGCGAUUCCUACGACCUACCUAGCGACGGUUUUUCGUUUUGAUGAGAGCGCAGCACAUGCAUCUUCUCGCGAAACCGGGUAUUACGUGUCAGGCCCGAGAUAGUUUAAUCGGACGAGACGGCCGGGUCACUGAACCGUGAUCUAUAAUGACUGCUACAGAUAUAUACAUAGAGCGUAUGCGUACGUACCGCGUCGUCAUAGAACACUACUGUAAUAGUACUAUAUCUAUCUAUAACUAUGUCUAUACUUGCAGUAGCUUACAGCCGGGGUUUGCGUCUCUCCAGUUAAGUUUUGGUCAGGCUGGUGUGAUUAAUUUGCAAGUGCCUGAUUUGUUAAUCAGCACGUAUACUUAGUAUGUAGAACUAUCAAUUGAUGCAGUUCCAUUUUUUUUUGUUUCACUAUUACUAGUGUGCAAUGUUUUACAUGUACCACUAUAUAUGUAUAUUCUUAAAUUUUUGUCAA